UUACCAUGGUGACAGAAGCAGCUAGCUUGCUGCUAGCGUCGUAAACGGCUCAUCGUUUGAGCUAACUCGAUGUUUCUUACUCGAUAGCAAACAUCAUUUGAAAUACUUUUCGUGUUGUUUCUCCCUUAAAAUAUACUUGGCAGACGCCCUACAAUGAAACGAAAAUGAAGGAUGGGCAAGACAUGCAAGGUGACCAGUGCCUGAACGUCAGGUGAAUGACAAUCCGCUGAUGGAGAUGUGCCGCCACCGACCAUGAAGAAAAUAUUCAACUUCAAGAAGAAGAAGGGCUCCCCGAGUCCCUCUGAGACGGCGAGCGUGCUUUCGGCCAGCUACGACGUCAAGGAGAAAGACCUCGGGAAGGUCCACAAGGCUGCAUUCAGCGGAGAUGUGGCCAAACUCAGACAGCUGGCCAAGAAGAAUGAUUUAAAUCAGCUGGAUAAGGAAAACAGAACUGCGCUGCACAUCGCUUGUUCCUGCGGACACACAGAUGUCGUUCAGUUUUUGGUGGAGAGCAAAGUGAAGCUAAACUUAUGUGACAAUCAGAAUCGCUCCGCCUUGAUGAAGGCGGUUCAGUGUGAGCAAGACCGCUCGGUGUCUUUGCUCCUGGAACAUGAGGCUGACCCCAAUCUGGUGGACAUCAAUGGAAACACGGCACUGCACCUGGCCGCCCGCAUCCCCUCCCUACCUGUGGCGCUGCAGCUCCUAGAGCACUCGGCCAACAUCAAUGCACAGAACAAGGAUGGCAACACUCCACUGAUGCUGGCUGUGAUGGAAAACCACACAGACAUGACAGAGCUUCUACUGAAAGAGGGAGCAGAUGUUAAUGUCAAGAACCAGGAGCAACGGUCUGCAUUGAUGAUAGUGGCGUGCAAUGGACAAAUCAGCAUGGUGCGUUUGCUCCUGCAGUAUGAUGCUGACAUCAUGGUGAAAGAUGAUAAGGGAUGGUCUUCUGAUGAUUAUGCCGUCAUGAAUGGACACCACGCAUGUUCACAUCUGAUCAUUGAGCAUGGGACAAAGAGAAGAUCCCUUCAGUCACCUUCCCAUUUUACCGCAAGCAAAAAGAAACAGACGUCCGUCCUCAGCAGUCCAGGCGGUAUUGUGGCCGGUUUGCCCUUAGGAGGGCCAGCUCUAGAUAAAGAUGCAGCAGGAGGCAGCUCUGCAGUAGCAGGGAAAGAUACAGAGGACAUUUCCCACACAGACUCCAUCAGCAGAGCAUCAAAAAGUGGUGCUGCUGAUUCCUGGCCUUCAUCAGACGAUGAUGACGAGUUAGAUUUGAGCCCAAAGAAACAGAAAGUAAAUUUAAAGAAACUCAUAAGCACCUCGAAAAGGGAAAAAAUAGAAGUCAUAGCAGAUCGGGAUGCAGACAAAUCCUGGAGCGGGUCAGAGUCAGAACUGGACAGUGAGGAUAAGGGUUUAAACCGACCACCUCUGUCCAGACCAAUCCCCUCCAGCAGUACCUCCCUCCAACCCCCUGUAGCAACCCCACCUGCCUCUUUACCCCACCCACCCCAGAUGAGCUCCACCCCCUUCAGCAGCACCCAUAAGGAAGAGGCAUCCACAGAGGAUGAGGAAGAGGAGGAUUUAGAAGAAGAGGAGGAUGAGGGGGAAGAACUGGAGGAAAUGUGUGAAAAGUCUAAUGUUCCUCAAAAUGGUGGCACUAGCAAAGACCAGCGAAGAGAUUUCCUUUCCGAAUUGGGGCUCGAAAAAGAUGAAAAUGACGACUCUCCCUGGGAUUCAGAGUCUGGUUCUGAGAGCCCACGGAAAAAGCAGGCAAGUGGUCUACAAACUCCUGCCAAAUCACAUAAAUCCAUGUCUAGUAUUUGUGAGGAGAACACUGAAGACUUCUUAUACGUUCCCUCCUUCGUAAGAGGAGGGAGGGAGGUUAAUUUAUUGAGAAGUAUAGGCCAGCCAGGAGGCUGCAGGCCGAUGGUUUUAAGAAAUGACGAGGAUGAUGUAGAAGAGAAGGAAACUGAAAUACCACCCAAAGUGAUCAAAAGAGAGCCAGUGUCUGUUGUUAGUAAGCUGAUGGAUUCAAAAGAAGCCAAUAAGAAAACAGACCUAAUGGAAGAACUUGGUUUGGGGGAUGCUGAUGAUCUCGAAGAUGCGUCAGACUGGGACUCCGCCAGCACCACAAGUAAGGCCAGUAAGAACUUCCCAGUUCAGAAGCUGGAGGAGGAACCGGUCUUUGAAAGCCCAGCAUCUUCUGCAUUACCCAUAACACCCCAGCAGCAGUUAGUGGACACCAGGGAACAUGAAGAAGCCAGUCCAGAGAGAAACAAACCCACAACCUCAAGCACACAACCACUUCCUAGUCCACGAUCUCUCAAUCCAAACAGCAGCUCAAAGCCACGACCACUGCCACGACUGCGCUUGGACUCGAAUCAGAGGCCCGAGAGUGAAGAAUCAGACUGGGAUACAGACACCUCCAGUCCAGCCAAGACAACAAAUUCACUGCCAAACGUCACUGAGCCCAACUCGGUUCAUCAGCAGGAACCCAAAGCUGAAGAUGAUGAGAGUGAAAACAGGUCUGACGCAAGCGAAAAUGCAGAUGAGGCAAGAGAGGCAUUACAAACGUCUCCUGUAAACAUAAAUAAGCCGUUGAAGCUCCCAACCUCUCCUAGAGAGGACGAAGAAGAUGAGAUUCCCUGGGAGGAACGCUAUGAGAAAAUCUGGGUGGAGACCGAAAAAAAGGAGACCAAGUCCCAAUACAAAAAUGUGGCCGCUGAACUAAAAGAGAAGUUCGGAGAACUGGAGCACAAGGAGCCGGGUGAGCUUUUGGAGCAGGGAUUGAAACAAGCACACCAGAGAGAUGAAGAGGAAAUAAAAGAGCUGGAAAAGGAAGCGGAUGAGGAUGAUUCCAGUGAGGAAGAGGGAGAGCCAAUAGUGCGGCCCACCGCCCGAGCGAGAAGCGCCAUACUCUUGCCCAUCCCUGAGCAGAGAGAGUCAGGUCUGGAGGACUCGCAGUCCGAAAGCGUCCACCGCACGGUUAGUGUUGAGGUCAGCGAUGCAGAGCUUCCCAGUGAUCAACACAACACUCAAAUCAUCCCAGAAUCCCUUACGGUCGAGGCCCAGCAGCCAGAGCACCGAGCAGAUGGGGCUAAUAGUGAAAACUAUCAACCUCACAGACCCCCAUUACUUGCUGAGAAUGAGCUGAAAGUCCCACCUAAACCUCUAGAAGUGCUUUCUUCUGACUCCGAUGAGGUUGACGAGGGCCCGUGGAAGUCCAGAGUUGAGGGUGGAAAGGAGCAGACCGAUGUUAUGAGGGGAGAACACCAGCCCAGUGCUUUAUGGGAUUCUGGAGGAUCCAGAGGACGAGCUGAACUUGACCAGGGAAAAGGGAAGAAAACUGACACCAACUCUGGAAACCCAAAACCUCAACCGGACGGGAUGUCUGACGGCAGGUGUUUGGGAAGAGAGGGUAGUGUUUCACCGAGACAUCUGUCAAGAAGUCCGAGAAGGACACCACCACAUGGUGAGGAGGAGGAAAAGAAAACUGUAGGUAGCCAAGCGAGAAAUCUCUGUGUAGCUCCGCCGCUUCAGGGAAAACGGCCUGCGACCCGCCUUAACGGAGACCUCGAGUCUGUGUUUGACGAUAGUACUUUAAGUGAGCUGUCGGAGGAGGACAGGAGGUCUCCGUCUUCAAGGCGUAAGAAAGAGCAGGUGAAUUUCUUUCUUGAUAAGAGCACUGGCGAGCUGGAGAUGGCGGAUGAUUUUGAAGAUCUCACCCAGUCUUCUGACACAGCCACGGAAGAGCUGGAGACUCCAGUAUCUGGAUACCGCAACGCAUCUCUGCUUUUCAAACAGCUCGACUCGACCUAUAUGGACUCGGUGAGCGUAGUGAAACUACAAAACAUGUUUCAUGAGUAUGAGCGCACAAUCCAGAGGGAGAGAGACAGGCACAGUCGUCUGGCGGAUAAAACCUCUCAGCUGGAGCAAGAACGCAACGAGCUCAAGAUCCUGCUGGAUGAGAUCAGAGGCAGCAAGUCCAGCCUAGAACAUCUCAGACUGGAGCUGGAGACCGACAUGAACAAUCUCAAAUUCCUUUUGAGACAGGAACAGGAAAAGCAUCAGAGCGCCCUCAUGCUGUAUAAUAAAACCCGUGAGCAGCUACAGAGGAAAGAGGAGCAGCAGCGGGCCGAGGCUGACGAGCGCCACAAAGCCGAGCUGAAAGUCCGAAGUCUGGAUCUGGAGAUCAGAGCCCUGAAGAACAGCAUCAAACAGCUUGAGGAGGAUAGAGACGAGUCUCAACGUCUCCUGUCUCAUGAGCGCAGUGCUCGCGCCCUACACGAGGAGUUGCUCAACAACCACCUGCGCAAGCAGCAGGACAUUGAGGAGGAGAACCUCCGAAACCUCAACAAGAGCAACGAGGCCAUGUCCCAGCUAACAGAGGCGUCGGACCGCGAGCGGGAGUUGAUGCAGCAAAACCGAGCCCUUCAGGAUGAGCUGAACGGCUCUCGGGCCGAGCUGGACCGCUUGCAGUGUCACAGCCGGCAGGAAGAGUCACGGCUGGCGGAGGAGAGAGACGCUCUGCGCGAGAGACUGGAGGACACGCGUAGGGACAUGAAACUGAGCGAGGAGGCCUUGGCCCAGACCGUGUUCCAGUACAACGGGCAGCUCGGCGCGCUGAAGGCCGAAUGCUCAGCGAUCACAGCUAAACUGGAGCACGAGAGGCAGGCGAGGCAGCAACUGGAGGCCGAGGCCGAGGCGAGCAGGGCGCGACUGCAGGGGGCGCUGCAGGAGGCCGAGAGAUGUCAGGCGUCCCGCACAGACGCAGAGCGCACGCUCCAGCGAGACCGUGAGGAGCAUCAGCGCACGCAGGAAAAACACAUCUUUGAGGCCAGCAGCCAGCGGGACACCAUCCAGUCCCUCUCCCAGAAACUCAGCAAGGCCGAGGCGCGCGCCAACAGCCUGGAGAACGAGUGUCAUCGCAACUCUCUGACCAUCGCGGAGAAGGCCGUGCUGUUGGAGACUCUGGCCCGGGAGAAAGACCAGGCCCAGGCCAAACUCAAAGAACAGGAGGCCACGGCACUGAGCGAACGGGAGAUGUCGAGCCGUGCCGCGGCCAAACUGGAAGCCGUGCAGGAGCGUCUGGCCCAGGCUCAGAGCGAGGCUGCGCUGCUACGACAGCAGCUGGAGGAGGCGCUCAACAAGGGCUCGGCCAAGGACAAAGCUGUAACGGAUGUGCAUCAAAACUUCGCCGAAAUGCUGAACCAGUUACGUGCAGACGGAGAGGAGCGAGUCCAACUGGUGGAGGAGAGGAGCAAAGAGCUGGCCAGGACCAAUGGCGAGCUGAGAGAGCACAACUACAAGCUAGAGCAGGAGAAAGCUGACAGAGAGACCUCUCUUCGACAGCUGCAGCAGGAACUGGCCGACAGUCUGAAGAAGUUGUCCAUGUGUGAGGCCUCUCUGGAGGUCAACACGCGGUACCGAAACGACCUUGAGGAAGAGAAGGCGCGCACGCUCAAGGACAUGGACCGAUUGAAGGCCAAGCUGCAGGAGUCUGAAGAAGUGUACGUCCAGGCCGAGAGACGCAUCAGCCACCUGAAGAGCUCUCUGGACGAUAAGGAGCGAGAAGCCUGCAGUACCGCUCAGAAACUAGAGGAGGCGCUGUCUGCUUCUACAGGCAAAGAGCAAACCAUUCGACAGCUGGAGGAGGCGGUGCAGAGGUUAGAGAUCGAGAAUGCCAGACUGGAGGCCACGACCAAACAGCAGAGCAACCGCAUCGAAGCGCUACAGAAGGGCGUUCAGGACGGGGCUGUGCUAGCAGGCUCAUCACCUGGAGAAGGGGUCAGGAAUCGUUUGGAAGAUCUCGUCACAAACCUGCAGAGCAGUAAGAUGACGCUAGAAGAACAACUCAACCGAGAGGUGCAGAAGCAGAGUGUGCUAUCCCAUAAUGCCCAGGACUCACAAACUCUGUGGGAGGAGGAGCUAAAGGGCCGCUCACGACUGGGACUCCGCCUCUCUGAGCUGGAGAGAGAGAAAGGAGAACUGACCAAUCAGGUGGAGCUCGAGAAGAAAAAGGCCAAAAAACUAGCCGAGCAUAAGAAGUCUGUGGACACGCGUUUGGAGCAGGAGAUGAAGAGAAACACAGACCUUCAGAAAGAAAUGUACAGGUUGAAGACUCUGUUGAAGACGGCUAAGAAACAUCUGCGUGAACAGGGCGCUGGACAGCUGGACUCUCCUCUGGUCAGCUUCAGAGCAGACGCGAGCCACCGCCUGGAGGCAGAGAGCGCUUCCAGCAGAAUGAAGACUCGGAUGGACGAGCUCCAGUCUCAGUACGAGCGCGAGGCGUCUCGCUGCUCCCGGCUGGAGGAGGUGAACCGGCAGCUGAAGGAGAAGCUGUCGUCUGUGAAGAGCCUGAGCCGAAGCCACGAGCAGACGGAGCGCAGCAGGAGGCAGCUGGAGGAGGAGGUGGCCGGUCUGCGCAGGCAGCUGGAGGCCGGAGUGAUGGACCAGAGCCAGGCCGAGCAGUACCGCAGGGAGACCGAGGAGAGAGCCCGACACGAGAUCCGACACAAGCUGGAGGAGGUCAACCUCUUCCUGCAGACGCAGGCGGCGUCCCAGGAGGCUCUGGAGCAGAUGAAAGCUGUGAAUGAGGCCAGUCAGCGCGCUCAGCUGGAGCAGCGCAUCAAGGAUCUGGAGGGAGAGGUCAGUCGCACACGCAGCGUCCAGCAGGACAGUCUGGCUCAGAGAGACUCCAGUCGCACCGAGCUGGAGCGCUACAGACAGCUGUACAGCGAAGAGCUGCGCCUGCGCAAGAGUCUCGCCUCCAAACUGGAGAGGUCAAACGAGCGGUUAGCGGAGGCCAACACUAAACUCCUGAGCGAGAGGCAGCGCAGCAAGUCUCUGCUCACCAGCAGUUUGGUGAACGGCAGUCUGGGAGGCCCCGCCCUCGAUGUGGCGUCUCUGGGGGCGUACGGAGCCUCUCUGGGGCCCCUGAACAGGAGUCUGGGCCUGGGGAGCCCUCUGCUGGGGACGGUAGGAGAAUCCCAGAGCAACCGCGUCGAGGCCUACCUGGCGAAGAUGCAGACAGAGCUGGAGAAGAAUAUCUCGAAGGAGCUGGACUACGUGACCGGAGAGCUGGAAGGAGGUUCUGCCCGUUUGUCUCCUGUAGGUUCGGCCUCCGGCUCUCCAAACCUGAACCUCAGCGUGACCCCAGAGCAGACGGACCCCGUGAGCAGAGCCACUCAACAAUAUCUGGAGGUGCUCAAGAAGAACUACAUGAUCUGAACACACAGUCACAAACCCAGACACUAAUGAGGGUGCCUCCCUAAAGGCCUAUCGAUUGACGACAGUAGUUUGUUUACUAAAGCUGGUGUGUGGCACCUCCAUACGGCCAUUAAUGCACAAUUAUAUGGCGCAUUAAAAGUAGAAUAUGUUUAUCCCUGUAGCGUCAGGCUGGUUCCUGCCGGUUGGGAAUAAUGCAGUCUUAAGAUACGCAACUAUUUUUAAAGUAAAACUAAAACACAACCACUGAAAGGGCCAACGUUUCAACACUACAAUCAGUUUGUGAUCUUUACCCGAGUCUUUACUUUUGUGCCUCAGGAGCAAAUGAACUGUGUGUUUAUGUCAUUGUUGAAGCCAUGUGAAGUGCAGCUUUCAGUGUUGCAUCCCCCUUACGAAGAUCUUUGUGGCUUCCAUGUUUGUGGUUUUUAGUUGACUAGUAUGAAAGUCGAUGCAUAGUAUGAAAAAAAAAGUAUUUGUACCGUUAAUAUUAUCGCCAAGUGAUGACAAUGGUACGUUCUCCACUAUCGUGCAAUAUACUCGUUUUAAUAUCGAAUGACGAAACUCUCAUUUGGAGAUGUUUUUUGGGAAAUGAACGCUAUACUUGAAUGAGACGCGACUAGACGAUGAUCUGGAGUGUGACGUGUCGCCGCUUCUCUGUGCUCAGGGUGGAUCGUUUCAACGUAUGAGCGAAUCUCACAACUUAAUGUACGGAGUCAUAUUUCAGAUGUUAAUAAAAUAUGCGCAAUUUGUUUUG
Molecule: messenger RNA, 7981 nt
Organism: Pimephales promelas (fathead minnow)
Lineage: Eukaryota; Metazoa; Chordata; Actinopteri; Cypriniformes; Leuciscidae
Product: alanine and arginine rich domain containing protein
Molecular function (GO): protein binding
Source: RefSeq, a predicted model, not a curated record